Neomonachus schauinslandi (Hawaiian monk seal) is the source of this 425-nucleotide messenger RNA. RefSeq names its product small nuclear ribonucleoprotein G. Gene Ontology annotation, molecular function: RNA binding. NCBI's taxonomy places the organism in Eukaryota, Metazoa, Chordata, Mammalia, Carnivora, Phocidae. The transcript has a single exon. The coding region runs from base 59 to 289 and encodes 76 amino acids. The record is from RefSeq and is a predicted model, not a curated record. Gene Ontology annotation, cellular component: U2 snRNP; SMN-Sm protein complex; U4 snRNP. Gene Ontology annotation, biological process: spliceosomal snRNP assembly; mRNA splicing, via spliceosome.
CGUGAGGGACGCCACGAAUUCCGUUUGGAGGCAUCUUUGAACUCGCGGAGUGGACACCAUGAGCAAAGCUCACCCUCCCGAGUUGAAAAAAUUUAUGGACAAGAAAUUGUCAUUGAAAUUAAAUGGUGGCAGGCAUGUCCAAGGAAUAUUGCGGGGGUUCGAUCCGUUUAUGAAUCUUGUGAUAGAUGAAUGUGUGGAGAUGGCAACUAGUGGGCAACAGAAUAAUAUUGGAAUGGUGGUAAUACGAGGAAAUAGUAUCAUCAUGUUAGAAGCCUUGGAGCGAGUAUAAACAAUGGGUGUGUUCAUCAGAAGAAAUCAACUGCUUCCACAUGUCCCCUCCAUAGUACCUGUUUUACUACAAUAUAAAAAUCAGGUCGUGUGCAUUUUCAUACUGAACUUUUUUGUUAAAUAAACUUUUAUAAUAG